ACUUAGCAGAGCGCUCUCAGUCGCCAGUUGAGCUUCAGGCGUUCGGUCAAAAGGACUGAUUUGUCCCUGUUUUGACUUACGCGACCACAUUCCAAACGCGAGUUAUUAUAAGAUACGUGACUUAUAAAUGAGAACAAAAAACUUUUAGUGUUUAUAAAACCGAAAACAAUUUCGGUACGAGAUGGGUUGGAAAAUAGAGAUUUGUCGCAUAUUCUUAUUGCUGAGCAUAGUAGGAACGACGUGGGCGCAACAUGCGGAUAUUCAUUUGCCUGCAGGACAAGAUCAACCUAAUGAAGGUGAGCAAGAGUCCCGUGAUGGUGGUACCGAUCUGGAGUUCAGCUAUCACGACCAUGACCAGAUGACACGAUAUCUACGAGCAGUAUCUACUCGUCAUCCUUCUCUUACUGCGCUCUACUCUAUCGGAAAGUCUGUGCAAGGACGGGAACUGUGGGUGAUGGUUGUAUCAGCUUCACCAUACGAGCAUAUGAUUGGCAAACCCGAUGUCAAGUACGUAGCAAACAUACACGGAAACGAAGUCGUUGGAAGGGAGUUACUUUUGCAUUUAAUUCAGUACCUAGUGACGUCCUACGAGAGCGAUUCAUACAUAAAGUGGUUAUUAGACAACACACGUAUUCACCUCAUGCCGUCAAUGAAUCCUGACGGGUACUCAAUCUCGCGAGAGGGACAAUGCGACACAAUUCAUGGCAGGCACAACGCUCGUCGAUAUGAUUUAAACAGAAACUUCCCUGACUUCUUCAAAGCAAAUACCAAGCAACCCCAGCCUGAAACUGAAGCAGUUAAGGAAUGGAUUAGUAAGAUACAGUUCGUGCUUUCGGGAUCUCUACACGGAGGAGCCCUGGUUGCCUCCUAUCCAUUUGAUAACACGCCCAGCUCUAGGAUAUGCAGGUCCUCGGUAUUGUGUUCAGUGUUCCAAAGCUACGCACACUCCCCCUCAAUCGCUCCCGAUGAUGAUGUAUUCCGUCACCUGGCGCUCGUCUACUCCAACAACCACGCCAAAAUGUCACGUGGUGUUUCAUGCAGGAGCGAGAUACCGAGGUUCGAAAAGGGCAUCACUAAUGGAGCUGCUUGGUAUCCACUGACCGGAGGAAUGCAGGAUUAUAACUAUUUGUGGCACGGCUGCAUGGAAAUCACAUUGGAGAUAUCUUGUUGUAAAUAUCCACCCGCACAUGAAUUAGCGAAGUAUUGGCAGGAUAAUAGACAGUCCCUGAUAAAAUACUUGGCGGAGGCUCACCGCGGUGCCCACGGGUUCGUAAUGGAUGAUAAUGGUAACCCCGUGGAGAGUGCCGCCAUUCGGGUCAAAGGACGUGAGGUCACAUACCACACAACUAAAUACGGAGAGUUCUGGCGCAUUCUACUACCAGGAACAUACAAAUUGGAGGUCUCCGCAGAAGGAUACUUACCCCAAGAAGUAGAGUUCUUUGUGAUUGAAAGUCACCCAACACUUUUAAACGUUACCCUUCAUUCGGCGAAACGAAUCGACGGAGGUCCAUAUUACCGACCUGCAGGACCACCAAGACCGCCACCUGCCCCCACGCAGUCUCCUGGACUCUUCUCUACGUUUACUUCCUCAAUUAAUAGUUUUGUCUCAAGUAUAUUUGGAUAGUAAAUAAUAGAAAAGCAUUCGUAUAUCACCUACCGACUAGACUAGACUUUAAAUGUUAUUUAAAUAAGACGUUGCGCAUUUUAUGAUAUUAAUGUAUUUUAUUGUUUAUUCUUUUGUUACAAACACAGAAUAAACAAUAUUUGGUACUAUCAACUUUUUACACAAUUAAUGUAAAAUACGUAUUUAAAGUAGACUCGAAUCCUUUUGUCACUUGCAGGUUUAUUUUUUUUAACAAAAUAAUUAUAUAAAUCUGUGUUACACACAUAACAAUUCACAAAAAUAACAAAAAAAUACUUUUGAUCUCGAUGUUUGCUUGUAAGAUGAUGUUUAGACAUAAUUAAUUAGUCGUAUGAGAUUUAUUUAAAAACGAUUAUAAAAUUUACAAAUAAAUAAGAAAAGAUUAAAACAGUUUUACUAAUAAAAAUCUUUGUAUAUAAAGUUGUAUUAACUGCUUAAGGUUCCUAGGUUAUUAUUUAUUACGGCUAGAUAGUAUUAGGUAUCUACGGCAUGUACCAUAAUAGUGAAGAAAAGUUAAACGCAUAGAUUUGUUGGUUAUUUGGCGAAUAGUAUUGACGCUUUACUUCUAUGAAAUAAUAUUUCGAUACUUAAGUCGAAUUUUCCUUCAACUUACCCUAUAGUUCAUCUCUAUAUUUUGUAAGUAUUAAGCCUUAUGCCUAUUUAUUAAGGGACCAUAAAUAUGUUAGCAAAUUAUAGAUCACAUUAAUAAAUUAUUGAUAAAAUUA
Molecule: messenger RNA, 2367 nt
Organism: Pieris rapae (cabbage white)
Lineage: Eukaryota; Metazoa; Arthropoda; Insecta; Lepidoptera; Pieridae
Product: carboxypeptidase D
Exons: 12
Coding region: 182-1624 (480 amino acids)
Biological process (GO): proteolysis
Cellular component (GO): cell surface
Molecular function (GO): metallocarboxypeptidase activity; zinc ion binding
Source: RefSeq, a predicted model, not a curated record